GCUCGGGCUGGUUGGUCGGGACGCUUGACAAGUCCCGCAGAAAACUUCUGAGGGGCAAAGUCCAGCUUGAGCGUGAGGGAGACAGGGUGGAAGUUGGUGUGUGAGAGUGCGCUGGGAACUAAAUCACAUGUUAUUUUAAAGAAAUGCUCCAAAGAUGGCGGUGGUAAUAGCGACGGGAGUUUCUGGUGCCUCCGGAGUGCAAAAAAGUGGAUUUGUGGAGGUUUUGGUGCGGGAGCGGUGGCACAAAGUUUUGGUCAACUUGAACGAGGAAGCGCUCACGUUAAGCUGCGAAGAGAGCAGCGCUAACGACAACGUGACCGACAAUGUCAACUCUAACGGCGUUGCCAACGGAUCUUACCUGGACAACAAUAACACCAACUCCAACAACGGACCCCAAACUCUGCGCUCCGCGUUCACAGACCUCCCGGAGCGAGUACCCGAGGCGAUCGCCAACAGAAAGCGGUGCGUUAAGGUGACCAAGCAGGAGAUCGGGGGGCUCGGGAUCAGCAUCAAAGGGGGGAAGGAGAAUAAAAUGCCCAUCCUCAUCAGCAAGAUAUUCAAGGGGCUCGCAGCGGACCAGACCCAGGCUCUGUACGUCGGGGACGCCAUCCUGUCCGUGAACGGUAUGAACCUGCGGGACGCGACCCACGACGAGGCUGUGCAGGCGCUGAAACGGGCCGGGAAGGAGGUGACCCUGGAAGUCAAGUACAUGCGCGAGGCCACGCCAUAUGUCAAAAAGGGCUCCCCAGUGUCAGAGAUCGGCUGGGAAACUCCUCCUCCUGAAUCUCCCCGCAUUGGCAGUCCUCCCAUCACCUUCUCCUCCACCUCAGACCCUCCGAGCCCCUCCACCCAGCCCUCCCUGUCUCUGCAGGGCGACAGAAGGUGCAUACCACUCAAGAUGUGUUAUGUAACCCGAGCCAUGACCACACCAGACCCUGAAAACAGACAACUGGAGCUACACUCUCCUGACGCCAGGCACACUGUGGUGCUGCGGUGCCCAGACCAACCAUCUGCCCUGUCCUGGUUCUCUGCCAUGCACUCUGUCACAUCCACGCUGGCACAGCGGGCGCUGGCAGAGGUCAUCCAGAACACAGCCAGGACGGGGGUUGCUGGCAGCAAAGAGAUACGACACCUGGGAUGGCUGGCAGCGAAGACAGAGAGUGAGAAGCAGAGCUGGAGGCCGGUGCUGGUGGUAGUGACAGAGAAAGACCUGCUGCUGUACGACAGUCUACCACGAGGCAGGGAGGCCUGGCAGAGCCCUGCACACACUUAUCCACUUUUAGCAACACGUCUGGUCCACUCUGGUCCUGACCGGGGGUCCCCUCACUCUGGCACGGAGCUGUUCUUUGCCACUCGGACUGGCACACGACUCGGCAUCGAGACUCAUCUGUUUCGGGCUGAGACCACCAAGGAACUGUCCCUGUGGACCAGACACAUAGUCAACGGAUGUCACGCCUCGGCUGAGAUGAUCAAAGAAGUCACUACGAGUUGUCUGUACCGGGGUCAGGAGUGCCGGCUGGUGAUUCACUACGAACAAGGCUUCUCUGUGCUGGCUGACCCUAAACUGGCAGACGGGGAGAACGGGGAGGAGAGAGGGGCUCACACUCCUUCAAGGCCCAGAGUGCUCCUCUCAUACCCCUACGAAAAACUAAAGAUGUCCUCAGACGACGGAGUCCGCAUGCUGUUCCUCGACUUCGGAGGGAACGAGGGAGAGAUACAACUGGACCUCCACUCAUGUCCAAAGCCAAUUGUUUUCAUCCUCCACUCCUUCCUGUCCGCUAAGAUCUCCCGCCUGGGUCUGGUGGCCUGACAGCCUCUCUAAAGGGACAUUUCACCUCCUUUAAAAAACAGUAACAGAAAUCCACCUUGUUUCUACACCUAUCUGCAGCCCGCAUGCAGUACACAACGUCAAAACUCCUUCAGCAGGGGACCCAAGCUGAGUGAAUGUAGCUUCUUUCUGGAAAUGGACCUUUUUUGGGUCUCCAACUCUAAAUCAAAGAAACACUGGAGAAACCAAUCCAAGCUGGUUUUUGCUGUGAGUGAAAUGGACAGAUUUUUUGGGGACAAACCCUCCCUUUAAGGGCUGCAUGGACUGAAGUGUUGGCUGAAGAACCACAGAAGAAAACAUGGACUGGACUAGAUGCAGAAGGAUGAUACAUAUAUAUAUAUAUACAGACAGAGGGACACACUGAAAGGAGUAGAUUGGGCAUUACUGUCACGUCCAGGAUUGGAAGGACUGGACAAGUGCAGCAGGGGUUGAGAUGAGUUUACUUUUAAUUCAGUCAAAAUGUAAUAGCAAACUGCCUUCCAUUUACCAUUUAUAUAAUUUAUUCACCAUUAGCUCUGAAAAGACAGUCUGAAUUUCGCUUGUAAUUUUUCUUCCACAAACACUUGGCACACUGUGGAAAAACAUUUGUCAUACAUUUGUCUUUGUUAGCGUCCCCUGAGAUGUCUUGUUAGCCGUGUCAGCAUUCAUCAUUGAAACUGGGAGCCACAAUCGGUGGCACAGAUUCCCACAAUGUGACAGCCGACUCAAAUUCAAAUAGUCUCAGUAUUCUUUUAGCGGGUUGCGUAUGGUGACCAUCUGGUGGUAUUUCAGUGUUUGACUGAUUUGACAGUGAUCUGACAUCAGCUACUGUAUAAUGGCUUCAAAUAUAAAAAAAAAAAAACAUUGGCUUCAGUUACAUGAAUUAUAAUUUACUCAAAUAUUCGUUUUUUCUUUUGUCAUAUUUAAAUUCUUUGUCCCAUUUAUCAUUUAAAAACAGGAAAAAAACUCAACUCAUCCAAGUUUUGAAAAAUUAGAAUAAUAGCCUGCUAUGACAAUUUUGUCCUCAACACCGGGGAACCAGCUGGAACUUACUGUUGUUUCUGUACUUGCAAUUACAUAUUUCACAGUAACACUAGUAUUACAUAUUCGCAGAUGUUUACGAUAAGGAUAUACAGAUGUAUAUGAUUCAUUUAUCCUUAAUAGUGCCAUCGGUAAAUAAUAAGGUAAUAUUCAGAAUUCAUAGGUAAACACAUUUUGACCAGAUAAAUUUAAGGCAAUAGUUUGAUCCUACAGAGAAAUGUACUUUUUCGCUUUCUUGCUGAGACUUAGAUGACUUUAUGAAGUUACAGCCACUAAGCCAGUUAUCUUAGCUUAUCUUAUCUUAAAGACUGGCAACAGGCCAAAACAGUUACUCUGGCUCCGUCCGAAGGUAACAAAAUACACCUACUAACUGAUUAACACAUUAUAUUUGUUUUGUCCAUACUGUGCUAGUUAGGAGAUUUUGUUAAAUUUGGACAGAGCCAGACAAGCUGCUUCCACAUAAACAGCUAGAUUGUAAACAGAUUAAACUGAACAUACGAUGUUUUGAAUUACUCUCAAUCUUCAUUCUUCAUUCUACUUUUGAAACAGCAGUGGGGAAAAGAAUCUGUUCUGGAGAUUUGCAGCUGGUUAGCCUAGAUUAGCAUAAAGACUGUCACUGCCCAUGGCCAUGAAAUAGUCCAGCACACAACCCUGGUAUUGAUCUCGGCAAGAAAGCGAGGAGCCCUACGUGGAUUUCCCAGCUUGUUGGACUAGUCCUCUAAAGGUCUGAUCAGACAUGAUGAUGCUGUUCGCUCCUCUCCUUUAUUUGAGGGUCAUCAUUGUAAGUUUCAUGUACCAUCUGAAAUGCUUUCCAUGUAUUCUUUGUAGAGCUGAUCAUGUUCAUCUGGUUAAUGGACAAACUACAUGUUAUGCUGUGCCCCAGCAAGCAAAUAUCUGCCAUUAGUAUUUCUAGUAAAUCUUCAUAAUUCAUAUUGGAAACUGAAACUCAAUCAAAUGGUGCCACAAUCAAUCAAUCAAAUAUUAUUUAUCUGUCAUUUUAACAAGGUACCGGUAGCCAUCCUAGGAGUCUUCAAUCCUGCUUUAAUCCUGCAGCAGCCAGUUCGGCUCAUUAUAUUUUUGGAUGUUGUGCAGCAGACCAAAUCGGUAUACUGCACUGUCUGACAUGGUCUGCUGCCAGGUCUUUCCAUGUGCCUUCAGAUGAUUGAGAAGAAAAUAAAUAUUUGAAUUGUGAAAGAAACGAAUCGUAGAGAUCACAGGAUGAGGGUGGAGCAACAAUGUGACUUCUAUGAUGGCUACAUUAGUUUUGGCUCAACCAGCAGAAGCUUUUUGUUUUGCUCUGUCCUUUAUAUCAUAACACACGUUUCCAAUGAGCAUUUACACACGCACUGUGAACAAUGAGUUACACAUUGUAAUCCUAUCGCACUGUAGUAGGAACAUCGUCUGUUUUGUUCAUACUAAAUGAUAGUGGAGGCAUUGUAACACACGAAGAAUCCAGCACUUACUGAUAACCUCAAGUGGAGAGAAGCUUUGAUAAGUAGAUUACUCUGAUGCCUUCGGCAGCUACUGUACUGUCACUCAGAAUGAUAAAGCUUAGUUUUUAACUCGAACGGUGCACAUAAAUCAUGUAUUUAACAAAAA
Messenger RNA from Seriola dumerili (greater amberjack), 4447 nucleotides. RefSeq names its product syntrophin beta 1 (gene sntb1). Bases 155 to 1810 code for a protein of 551 amino acids. The record is from RefSeq and is a predicted model, not a curated record. Gene Ontology annotation, molecular function: protein binding; structural molecule activity. The transcript has 8 exons. NCBI's taxonomy places the organism in Eukaryota, Metazoa, Chordata, Actinopteri, Carangiformes, Carangidae. Gene Ontology annotation, cellular component: dystrophin-associated glycoprotein complex; synapse; intracellular anatomical structure.